Lachancea nothofagi CBS 11611 is the source of this 915-nucleotide messenger RNA. NCBI's taxonomy places the organism in Eukaryota, Fungi, Ascomycota, Saccharomycetes, Saccharomycetales, Saccharomycetaceae. The record is from the annotation of a GenBank genome assembly.
AUGAGCUUCAAGAGUACGUGGCACUUGGGAAAGAGAUUGAUCAGCGACAAGCCGUCUAGCUUUCAAAAUAGGGUAAGUUUACAGCAAUAUGUCUUGGAUCCAGUAAAACUUAUAGCUAUACCAAUAACGACUCGCAAAGUAUUUCUAUACCACAAGCAUUCCUCCGAAAUACUGAAUGUGAGGUCGAAUAUUGUGAAGUACGAAACUAAAUUGAUCGGGAAGGCGUCCAAAAUAUGGACUAAUCUGGAGAAUUCUCCCCGCCAAUUCAAUAGGAAGCUCGCGGGCUCUAUUAACUCACUGCUGGACAAGGCGCCUUGGACUGAAGAUUCGCUCAAUUCCAUACCUUCUGAAAACUACAUUUUAAAAACGGUCAUGGAAAAUCAGGAAGAACGCACACUGACGGUCGAUGAAUGGCUCAAAGAUGCUGAGAACCUAGAUAUUCGACCAAUUUACCUGUACUAUCCGGAAAGCGUCUACUCCAAAGCUAUCGUUCGCCAGCAAUUGGAAGCGCUGUGGACGGAGGGGUUGCAUUACCACAAGAAAUACACAUGGCUCAGCAUCCUGGGUAUACCGUUAACGCUACCGCUGGUAUUGAUACCCGUGAUGCCCAAUGUUCCUGGUUUCUAUCUCUUGUACAGGGCCUACCGCAACUACAAAGCCUAUUGUGGUGCAAAGCAUUUGAAGUCAUUAGUGGAAAACAAAAACCAUAAGCUAAUUUUUGCCAAUUUGCCGCAGUAUUCUGACAUUUUAAAAGGCCAGGCAACAGCAACGAAUCCGGACGCAAAAGGUGAGGAGCAGCUUGUAUUGAACGAGAAAGAUCUUGACAGAAUCCUGGAUACUUUGGAGAUCCAUGAAACUCGGAGUUUUCUAAGAAAAGCCAUAUCCCAGGAGCGUCAACGCCUGGAGGAACAUUAA